GGAUGAUGGGCUGCCUCCUCCUCACUGGAGGGAUUCCUGGAGAAGCUGCAGUGUGGGGAUGCUCUAGCCCGUGCACUGCCCCCAGUGUCUUUCCACCUUCUCCUUCUGCAGCAGCAGCAGUAGCAGAAGCAGAAGCAGCGACAACUUGCAACUGAAUCCCUGGGUGAGCCCCCUGGGCGUUGUUGCGCUGAGGGGGGCUCAGACCCUAGUGGAGUGUGAGUGUGUGUGUGUAGGGCGGGGGCGGCCAGCUGGGACCGCUGGUGGCCCUAGAAGACCUCCCACACACCCACACCCACACACCCCUUUUGUGUUGCAGGCUCUCCUCCAAAGAGCUGGAGGCAGCGAGAGAAAGCGUGUGUAUUUCCUACUAGUCACCGAGGGGAGAACCCUGAAGGACAGAGAUCCAGUACCACCUCCUCCAAUUUCUCUUCUCAGCAUUCCUACAGUCGGGAGACAGAACACAGCCAGAACAUCUAACUUCAGACAGCCAUCAGGGAGGACAAAGAAAGAGGAAAAAAGAAGAGCUUGAUUGGCAGACAGUCUAGACCCAUAUUGGAAGACUAUUCAUUUGGUGAUCAAGCCCUCUGGUAAAAUUACUCUCGUGCUGUCCACAAAAGUAAAGUGCAACACUGAAGAAAGAGGAUAAAGAACAAGAGAUCACAGGAUUUGUAAAGUGAACACUUUACUUAGAAGCAAAAUGGUGAGCGAAAGUGAAAGUCACCAUGAGGCUCUGGCAGCCCCUCCAGUGACAACUGCUGCAUCUGUGGUCCCACAUAAUGUCACCAAACCAGCCACCCCAGGAGAAGGAAAGGAAAAUACUUUUUCUAAGAUUAAGGAGAAAUUUAUGAAUGAAUUGAAUAAAAUUCCAUUGCCACCGUGGGCCUUAAUAGCCAUAGCCAUAGUGGCAGUUCUCUUAAUCCUGACCUGCUGCUUUUGUAUCUGUAAGAAAUGUUUAUUCAAGAAGAAGAACAAGAAGAAGGGAAAGGAAAAGGGUGGGAAAAAUGCCAUAAACAUGAAAGAUGUAAAAGACUUAGGGAAGACCAUGAAAGAUCAGGCCCUCAAGGAUGAUGAUGCUGAAACUGGCUUGACUGAUGGGGAAGAAAAAGAAGAACCAAAAGAAGAAGAAAAACUAGGAAAACUCCAAUAUUCAUUGGAUUACGAUUUCCAAAACAAUCAGCUCUUGGUAGGCAUCAUCCAAGCUGCUGAGCUUCCUGCCUUAGAUAUGGGUGGCACAUCAGAUCCCUAUGUGAAAGUGUUCCUGUUGCCUGACAAAAAGAAGAAAUUUGAGACAAAAGUCCACAGGAAGACCCUCAAUCCUGUAUUCAAUGAACAGUUUACUUUCAAGGUGCCCUACUCGGAAUUAGGAGGGAAAACUCUGGUGAUGGCAGUCUAUGAUUUUGACCGUUUCUCCAAACAUGAUAUUAUUGGGGAGUUUAAAGUGGCCAUGAAUACAGUGGAUUUUGGCCAUGUGACUGAAGAAUGGAGAGAUUUGCAAAGUGCUGAGAAGGAAGAGCAAGAGAAGCUGGGUGAUAUCUGUUUCUCCCUCCGCUAUGUACCCACUGCUGGCAAGCUGACUGUUGUCAUCCUUGAGGCAAAGAAUCUGAAGAAGAUGGACGUGGGCGGCUUAUCCGAUCCCUAUGUGAAGAUUCAUUUGAUGCAGAAUGGCAAGAGAUUGAAGAAGAAAAAGACCACCAUUAAGAAGAACACACUGAAUCCCUACUAUAAUGAGUCAUUCAGCUUUGAAGUACCCUUCGAGCAAAUCCAGAAAGUACAAGUUGUGGUAACUGUUUUGGACUAUGACAAGAUUGGCAAGAACGAUGCCAUCGGCAAGGUCUUUGUGGGCUACAACAGCACCGGCGCGGAGCUGCGACAUUGGUCAGACAUGUUGGCCAAUCCCAGGCGACCCAUUGCACAGUGGCACACCUUACAGGUAGAGGAGGAGGUGGACGCCAUGCUUGCUGUCAAGAAAUAAAGGGAACAAAAGAAGCCUUUCUGCAUUUGCCCACAUAGUGCUCUUUAGCCAGUAUCUGUAAAUACCUCAGUAAUAUAGGUCCUUUCAUUUCCAGCCAUGCAUUCCUAACCCAAAUCAGUGCUCCUUCAAAUCCUGUUUUAAUUUGCACAACUUUAAAUGUAGAGAGCUCCCUAAGACCUUUAUCACCCCACUGUCCCCCAGAUCUACUCUUCUUUUAAGCAAUAUGAUGUGUAGAUAGAGCAUGACAGAAAUUAUUUAUUGUAUCACAUUUGUUGUAUAUAGCAGUAUGCUAAAAAUUUAUUUCUAGUUUGUGUAUUUGUAUGUUGUAAGAGUUUCCUAAUCUGUGUAUAUCUAGAUGUUUUUAAUAAGAUGUUCUAUUUUAAAUUAUGUAAAUUGACUGAGAUAUAGGAGAGCUGAUAAUAUAUAUUAGGGUUAAAUAUUGUAUCGUCUGCAUUCCAGCAAAAAUUCCAACUUGUAAGGCACUAGUACAGUUACAGUGACAUCUUAAAGGACAACAAAUCUGAGCUUUCAACUGAACCAUUCAAAUAACUGGAUAUUCUUAAAACUGCACACUUGAAGGGGGUAAAUCCCAUUUUGUAGAAUUCUUUUACAGGCAACUUAGCAUGAUCUGAGCAGCUCCAUAGCUGACCUCAAGGAAUUGUAGCCACAAGUCAAUAGAGUCCAGUUAUCCCUUCCAUAUCUCGAUUUUCCCCAUCUCGGUUUCAAUAUAUCAUGGGUCAGCAUAAGAAAUUAAAUGGGAACUUUUUGGGCAUUUUACAAAAAGUUGAAUAUGACACAAGAAUGCCAGCAGAUGACAUAGAAAAAGUUUAGAAAUGCAGAAUUGUUAUUAAAAGAAAAAAAGCAUUCUGGUAGACUCUGGCAUCAAAUCAGAAAAGGCUAAGUCCUUAUAUGAUUUCCUAAAGCCAAAUGAAGGUGAAGGAUCUAGUCCUACAAAUUUUACAUGCGAUUUUCCAGAUCAAGAUGGAGGGAUUGGGGGAACUGUGCCCCUAUCUAUCCUCCUUAUUGUGGAAGGGAUAACUGUGUAGAAUUUGUCUAUAUACACUUUAAGAAGCUGAAAUUCUGGCUUUACACUUAAUAGUCAAGGAAGCAAUUGAAUGGAAGGAAUUAUUUCUUAUUAUUGCACCUAGAGUAAAUAAUAUAAUGGUGUUUGGUGGUGUGUGUGUGUGUGUGUGUAUAUGUGUGUGCAUGUAUUUCACUGGGGAGGGAAAGGCUGGGGGGGAGAAAUCAACAUUUAUGAAAUACCACCUGACCAUUCAAGAAGAUGCUCUCCGUGCUUACCUUUAUAUAAAUGUGCAUCCUGGGAAUUCUAUUGGAGAUUUCCCAUUCUGGAUGAAUUCUUAAUGGGUUUGCACAUUAGACUUUAUAACAAGAUAUUUUAUUAUAUAAAAUCAGAUUAGAAGGAAUGCAGAAUAUUUUUAAACACAGCAACCUGUGCUUAUUACACAAAAUGACUUUGUGGUCAACAGUAUUGUAAUCCCAUUGAGACAAAAAAAAAGGACAAAAUUUAGCCAUAGUUCUGAAUGCACUUCAAUAAAGCCAAAACAAACAGCUAGUGAUCUUUUUAUAUGCUCUUUAUACUGAAAUGAGUUUUAAUUUGUCCUUUAAAAAAAAAAAGAUGAAACUAAACAAAGAACAAGUUCUAGAAAACUGAAGCAAUCUCUUAUGUAUAAUAGAUGCUCGUUUCAGGAAGAGUUUUUAAAUGUUUUCAAUGUUAUUAUGUAGUAAUGGCACUAUUAUGAAGUUAUUUGUCAUUCCAUAAGAGUCUUAAAAGACUGCUCUGUGUAUCACUGUGACUGCCUUGUGUGCUUAGAAAUCUAGUUUUCUCAGUGGAUAGCAAUCAAUUUAUUCCUUAGUGAUAUUGUUAUAAUACUGCCGUUCCCUUCUAUACUGCACUGCCGGAGGCCCACGUAGCACCAACAGUUCUAGUUACAAAUGGACCAAUCCAGAACUGAAGAGCUACACAUUGGACAGGGAAAUUUCAGAGAAUGGAUGGACCACACAGCAUAUUGUUGAACACUGUGCAAUAUUCCAUACUUUAACCCACCCUGGUAGGUCAUUGCCUUAUUAAAUUAAGGGCAAUCUACCAUCUCAUUCUGCAUCAAACUCCUUUUCCACAUCACUUCAGACUUUCUCUUUCUCUCUUUCUCCCAAGACCAAAUUUUGGGUUGACUAGGCUAGAGACAGUGACAGUUCUCUGAAGUGAAAGUUCAUUUUCCUGACAAAUAAGAAACAUAUUACCUUGGCCUUGUGUUCCAAAUUUAUUAUACUUAUCUUCUUACCAGCAUGCCAUGUUCCUCACUGAAUCCAAGGAAAAUCAGCUAGGGCUGCCAGACAACAGGCUUGAGGCAUUCCAAGCUAUCUCCUAAUGAAUAGAGAUCCUUUCUUUAUAUUUUCUCAAUAAAGGAUCAGGUGGGUCCUUUAGUUGUUCAGCCCAGUCAAGGCAAACGCCACCAAACUAGGGACAAGCACAGAAUAAAGAAUCAAGAUUGCAGAGGGAGGGAGGACAAUUCUCUCCUAACUUUAUUGUCCCUAAGCCAUAAUGUCCUUUUCACUCAUUUCCCAUGGAGGAGGCAUUCUAGGAGAAUAAAUGCCUCUGUGAAGGGAGGAAAAAGUCAAAUAGGACUUCUUUUCAUCCAUUUUAAGGGACCAAACCCUACCAAAGAGAGGGGCAAGGUUGACUUUUAGAUUGUUGUUUGUGCAUAACAGAAUUUAACUUCAUCAUAUCCAGCUUUGAGUUGUUCAUAUAGAACCCAGAAGCAAGCAGGUUCUAGCUGCCAGAUAAAAAUACACAUUCUCUAUCGCAUUAAGUACUCUUAAUGUAUUCUCUUCCAACACUGCCAGACACACUGUUGCCGUAGUAGAAUUGGUUGGUACUCUCUGCCAUCAUUCCCAUGACAGUGACUGAACCUGCUUUUUUGACCAUGAUGACCAUCCAUCCUCAGAUAAGCCACAUAUACCUUUCUGACAAAGCUGUGUAAAGUAUUAGAAAUCUGAUGCUGUAGAGAGAUCCUAGUUGCCUUUGUGUAUAUUUACUGCCUGCUUGAGUGUUCCUAUAUGUGGGUUUUCUCUGUAUCUUGUAGAAAUGUUGGGGUGUUCUAUCCUGCCAUAACGGCCCGUGGCCCACGAGCCGACAACUUUAGCUGUAUUUUACCUUCAUUUUUUGAUGAGGUGGUUAAAAUUUUGUUUCACUUUGUGUAGUGAAUCCCACAGUAGUUUUCUGAUUGUUGUUACCAAUGACUUGACCUAUUACACAGAUAUUCAAUAAAAAUGUUUUAUUUCCUGUUGA
Molecule: messenger RNA, 5279 nt
Organism: Sarcophilus harrisii (Tasmanian devil)
Lineage: Eukaryota; Metazoa; Chordata; Mammalia; Dasyuromorphia; Dasyuridae
Gene: SYT1
Product: synaptotagmin 1
Exons: 12
Coding region: 698-1972 (424 amino acids)
Biological process (GO): synaptic vesicle endocytosis; regulation of calcium ion-dependent exocytosis; cellular response to calcium ion
Cellular component (GO): synaptic vesicle membrane; axon; dense core granule
Molecular function (GO): phosphatidylserine binding; syntaxin binding; calcium-dependent phospholipid binding
Source: RefSeq, a predicted model, not a curated record